This is a messenger RNA of Arctia plantaginis, 1824 nucleotides long. NCBI's taxonomy places the organism in Eukaryota, Metazoa, Arthropoda, Insecta, Lepidoptera, Erebidae. The record is from the annotation of a GenBank genome assembly.
AUGGGGAAGAAAAAUAAAGAUACUUUGGGACGAGCCCUGAUCAAGGAUAGAUUUUCUAAGAAUCGGCACCGAAAAUUUGUGGAAGGAAAUUCUAUGUUACAUACAAAUGAACUCAAUGAUGGCCAAGACUUGGGCCGCCUGAACUUACAAUCAAUCACUGCUGAAUCAUCGCUGGAGGAGUUCCUCUCGAUUGCAGAACUAGCACAAAAAGAAAUUGCAUCUCAAAAAGCUCAGAACUGUUAUUUGGGACAUUUUGCUUAUGAACCUUAUCGUGAUGAUACAACUCAGCCAAACUUAGAGCAACCAUUGACAGUGCCUAGAAGACCCAAAUGGCAUCUAGGCAUAACUGCAAAAGAGCAACUAACUCGUGAAAGGGAAUCAUUCCUAUUCUAUUCCUAUAUUCAUUUUGUCAACUUAAUAAGUUGCAAAAUGAAUUUGGUGCUGCGGAAUCCUUUAUUGUUUAGAUGUGCAGAUUUAGAACAGUAUGCUGAAGAAGAGAAAUGCAAGUGUAUACUUCUGUUAAACAAGGCAGAUUUAAUAAAUGAAUAUGAAAGAAAAUGUUGGGCAGAGUACUUUACCAAAGAGAAUGUUUUAAUAAUAUUCUUUUCGGCUGCCAAAAAUACUAAUGAACGAAAAAUAUCAGAAUCUAGCACUGAAGCUGCCCCCAACAGUCAUAAUGAUUCUGAAACUGAGUCCGCUUAUUCUGAAGAUGAAUCUGAUAAUGAGAAAGAAAACUUAACAGCUACAGAAGAAGAUAUAGAAAUUUUUAAAAAACAAGUGGCAGAAAUUGACAUAGCUGUUCGUAAUACGUCAGAUAAAAUAGACAUGAUUCAAGAAAAUCUAGAUAAAGUUGUUGAAUGUUUAAGACUUGGUAAGCCUAUUGACGAUUACAAAUCUUCUGAAAGCACAAAUAAUGAGAAUGUUGAAGAAAAAAAAGAAAUUGUAAUAAAAGUACAAAAUUCCCAUGAAAUAUUUGACAGAGAGCAAUUAUUGGAGGUUCUGAAAAAUGUGUCUGUUGAUAAGUUAAAGAAUCCACCGAGACUAACUGUGGGCAUGAUUGGGUACCCAAAUGUUGGCAAGUCUAGUACUGUCAAUGUUAUAAUGCAGACAAAGAAGGUGAGCGUAAGCUCGAUGCCGGGUCACACGCGACACAUCCAAUCGUUAAUGUUGGAUGACGAUAUAGAAAUGUUGGAUUGCCCCGGCCUAGUAUUGCCAGCUUACGCUGUAGCCCCCGACCUAUUGUUAACAGCUGUAUUGCCAAUCGAUCAAAUGCGUUCCCAUGAUGCAGCCAUGGCGCGACUGUGUCAGCUAAUUAGCAAGCAAACGUUUAUGGAAAAAUAUGGACUACUAUUGCCCGACGAUGGGUCGAAAGAACCGGACCACAAACAGAUCCUCACUGCACAUGCUUUCAACCGCGGGUUCAUGACGGCGGCGGGCCAGCCGGACCAGUCGCGGUCGGCGCGUCUGUUGCUGAAGGAGGCGGCGAGCGGCCGCCUGCGCUGGGCUCAGUUGCCGCUCGGCGCCGAGCCUCAGCCGCUCGACAUCGCCAUCGCCGACAAGAGGAACGAGCGGCGGAAGCCUACGCCGAGGGAAGUCAGGGCUGUGGAGGGUUGGCGGAACAAAUCAUUAGAAAUCGACAGCGCCUUUUUCACCUUGAGCAAGAGUACAGCACACGUAAAAGAAAACCCAGUUUUGGGGAUCGUUGGAGCUCAACCAGCUGGCAAUGCUACUGGCGCUAAACCUUGGAAGCAAGAAAAGAAACACAAAAACAAAAAUAAACGAGAAAAACUAAGAAGAGUAUACGCAUCUCUUGACGAACACUAA